Messenger RNA from Neurospora crassa OR74A, 1533 nucleotides. RefSeq lists its product as hypothetical. Gene Ontology annotation, biological process: resolution of meiotic recombination intermediates. Lineage: Eukaryota; Fungi; Ascomycota; Sordariomycetes; Sordariales; Sordariaceae. The transcript has 3 exons. The record is from RefSeq and is a predicted model, not a curated record. The coding region runs from base 1 to 1533 and encodes 510 amino acids. Gene Ontology annotation, molecular function: single-stranded DNA binding; single-stranded DNA 3'-5' DNA exonuclease activity.
AUGAGCCGAGCGCCAUUGACAGAAACAUGGAAGCCACAAGGCAGUUAUGCCAGAGUCAACAUUUCCGAACUUCAGCCAGGACGAGGCAAGGUCCGAUUCAUGGGGAGAAUUGUCAAUAUAUGCCCGGCCAAGCCUGACCAUCAGCCCAGAGCCCUUUCCUCUCUUCCCUCUGGAUUCCAUUUCAUGGUGGUUAAAGACGAUACUGGAGUAGUUGCCAUAAAACUUCUCGGCACGCAAUCCGACCUUAUCAACCUCCACCUCGGGAACCUGGUCACAGUAUGGACCGGCUUUGUGGCCGAAUACUCAACGGCAGCUACUAUCCAAGUCCCUUUCGUGUCGAUGAUUAUUCCUGUUCACCCAGGCCCGGCUUCGCAAUCAUGCAUCAAGUUCCACCAAAAUGGAAUGAACCCAGAGGAGACGGGUCUGUGUCGAAUCCCUCUGGAAUAUAACACUAGUUCUGCGUCCUCUCAGAUGCCGGGACUGAUAAGCCUCAGAGCCUUCAUGAAAGGCACUCAUACCAAGGGGAAGCACGAGGAUGAUAUCCUGACAAAUAUCCUUGUCUGUGUCUCAAGCAUUGGCCCUCGCAAGACCAUCAAGGCCAACAAUAAACCAAGCACUCUGGAACUGGUCGAGGUUCAUGUCUGUGAUGAAACAGAUCAUUGUGUUCUCAAACUUUGGAGUGACCAGAUUGUCUCGGCACGCGAAUGGACCGCUGGACAGACCAUCCUACUAAUUACCAAUCCAAAACUCUACCCUCGAAAGAAGGGCAACGAAAACCCAGGACUGGGGGUUGCCCUGAACUCGAUAGUGGAUGUGGACCCCGACUUUCCAGAUGCUCAUUGGCUUCGACGAAUGGCUGAAGCUCAAAGAAAGAGAGAGCGGGCACACACGCCGUUCCCCGUUGGUGUAUGGGAUGUCGAACAAGCUAUCAACGGCCCGAACAGGGUACUCUAUACCUUGGCAGACGUGGAUGAGAGGGUUAGAGAGGACGCCAGCGUUGUGUUUACCGGGAAACUCAACGUCCUCAUCCUUGGUGUCAGUAUCUGCGAGAGCCAGAGACAGAACAGACUUUGUUGUUUCGAAUGUUGCAACUUUCCACUUUACUCCAACCAGUCCUCCGCGACGUGCAAGAACUGCCACAAAGACUGCGAACUGACCAUUAACCCCCGUGUAAUCGGACCUGUCGCGGACGAAACAGGAUGCGUCACCCCGUGCAAGUUGGUCUGGAGCGACAGAGCAUGGUCUGAGUUGCUCAGAGGUGGUCGUCGCAUCUGUUUUGACGGCGAGCAUGGAACAGCGACUGAAUCAUUGCCGAAUAACGAUGUCUCUGACCUUGCUACUUCACAUGAAGACAAUCACGAUGCUUACUAUGCUGUGCCUCAAUCUCAUCAACAUGUCUGGAAGGACCUGAUCAAAGUCGACCCAUUGGAACUUAGAGAUUUGGAAGAACGGCUGUUGUACUCCCGUGUUACCUUGACGUUUGGGUGGUCUGCGGGGGUCAAGCGGCUCUGUGUGUUGGGCGUGGAAUGGUGA